Molecule: messenger RNA, 1302 nt
Organism: Carassius carassius (crucian carp)
Lineage: Eukaryota; Metazoa; Chordata; Actinopteri; Cypriniformes; Cyprinidae
Gene: guca1b
Product: guanylate cyclase activator 1B
Exons: 4
Coding region: 309-902 (197 amino acids)
Biological process (GO): visual perception
Cellular component (GO): cone photoreceptor outer segment; photoreceptor inner segment
Molecular function (GO): calcium sensitive guanylate cyclase activator activity; calcium ion binding
Source: RefSeq, a predicted model, not a curated record
AAGUCCUUGUACUGAAUUCCAAGCCAAUAAGAGCACCUUUACUGAAAGCCUGAGGUUAGUUUCACACUUUGGUACAAACUGAAAUUUUUAACUUGAGGUUUUUUCAAAACUUCUUUUUUUUUAAGGGGAUAUACAUUUGUCUCAUAUAUCAGAACAUUUUUGGUGUUGUAUCAUCAGUUUUUGGAGCUUAAAGGUUUAUUGGGAUGUCUGGAUCAAGGAGGAUGCCAGGACAGUGAAGCUGCCAGUUGUGAUAAUGGACAUUUUUUGUUGAGAAGCAGAGCUUGUGUUCUUUAUUGUCAUCAUUUGCGAUGGGUCAGCGACUCAGUGAGGAUUCGGACGAUAAAGAAAUUGAUGUUGCUGAACUGCAGGAGUGGUAUAAAAAGUUUGUGACUGAAUGUCCGAGCGGGACGCUCUUCAUGCACGAGUUCAAGAGCUUCUUUGGUGUAACUGGAAACCCAGAAGCUGCUGAUUAUAUAGAAAACAUGUUUCGUGCUUUUGAUAAAAAUGGGGACAACACUAUUGAUUUUCUGGAAUACGUUGCAGCCUUGAAUCUAGUGCUGCGAGGAAAGUUGGAGCACAAACUGAAAUGGACUUUUAAAAUGUAUGACAAGGAUGGGAGCGGCUGCAUCGACAAAACAGAGCUCAGGGAGAUUGUGGAGUCAAUCUACCGACUAAAGAAAGCCUGCCAUGGUGAACUUGAUGAAAAGUGUACCCUACUGACCCCAGAUCAGGUGGUGGACCGAAUAUUUGAGCUAGUGGAUGAGAAUGGAGAUGGGGAGUUGUCUCUGGAUGAGUUCAUCGAUGGGGCACGACGUGACAAAUGGGUCAUGAAGAUGCUGCAAAUGGACGUGAACCCUGGGGACUGGAUCAAUGAACAGAGAAGCCGCAGCACCAACUUCUGAGCUCCAUAUUCCCCAAAACAACUCUUAACAGAAGCCUACACCUUAACCAACAUAUACAGAGCAUGAAUAGCUUCAAGGACAGUCUUAGUCAUGGUUCAUUCAAGUAAAUUUAAAGCUGCAGUCCGUAACUUUUUUGUUUGAAAAAUUAUCCAGAAUCAAUAUUUGAGCAAACUAUUGCCUUACUUUAGCCCGAUUCACAACGGUUAAUUUAGAAUAUAAUAAUUUGAGUGGUACGGGUAGGUUUUUGCGGAAAAUUUAAGCAUGACACUGCGUCAUUACUUCACGUCUGUAAACCUAAAGAAGUUAUCCCGGCUACUAUGCUGUCACAUGUGAGGAUCCUGCAGGUGGCUGACAUUUAAUUAUAGCCUAUUCCCACAGCAGUUCAAAAAUGAUCUUGUUG